UCGUGUUGCUGCAGUGUCAAACCACAGGACCGUUAGAGGAAGAGGAAGAGAGGCGAGCUGCAGUUGUUCACACUAACACUCAGAGUCAGAGGGAAAACAGAAGCGGAGGUGUUGGAAUAACUGGAAGAAGGAAAAAAGAAAAGAGGAACAACACAAACUGUGUCAUAUGAUUUAAAAGAAGAAGAUGAGGUCGUUUGUUGGUCUGAUCUUCAUCUGUCUGCUGUCGUCCGUCUGCAGCAACUCUCCGUCUCCUCGUCCUGCAGAGGAAUGUUCCAGCAUGUCUGUCCGUCUGCGGGCGUUCAAGCUGAAGACAUCAUGUAACUUCACGACUCUGAAGGAGAAGCAGCUGAAGGAGAUCCAGGCUCCAAGCACCACCCUGUACCUGCCGGUGCUCUACCUGCUGGCGUUCAGCGUGGGUCUGCCCUCCAACCUGCUGGCUCUCUGGGUUCUGCUGUUCAGGACCAAGCGGCUGCCGUCCACCAUGCUGCUCAUCAACCUCACCAUUGCCGACUGCCUGCUGCUGCUGGCGCUGCCGUUUCGCAUCGCGUACCACUUCAGGGGGAACAACUGGGAACUGGGCGAGCCUUUCUGUCGCCUUAUCAUGGCCAUGUUCUACGGCAACAUGUACGGCUCUGUGUUGUGUCUGGCGCUGGUGGCUCUGGACCGCUACGUUGCUUUAGUUCACCCGUUUGGAGCGAGGAUGCUGCGCGGCUGGCAGACGUCUCUGUACAUGACGGCGGCGGUAUGGGUGGUGGUGCUGGCCGCCAUGCUGCCGCUGCUGGUGUCACAGCAGACCUACGUGCUGGACGAGCUGCAGAUCACCACCUGCCACGACGCGCUGCCCGAGGAGGAGCAGGAGAACUUCUUCCUGCCGUACUUCGCCACUUUGUUCACUUUCUGCUUUCUGCUGCCCUUCAUCGGGAUUCUGUUCUGCCACGGCGCCGUGCUGCGCACCCUGCUGGCCGAGGGGAAGCGUUAUGGUCACGCCGUCCGGGUGACGGUGCUGGUGCUGGUGGUGUUCAUCGUGUGUCUGCUGCCCAGCAACAUUCUCCUCCUCCUCACCUACGCCGACAGCUCACUGGACGGAGACGGUGAGGACGUCUAUGUCCCCUAUAUGGUUAGCUUAGCAGUUAGCACCUUCAACAGCUGCAUUGACCCGUUCAUCUUCUACUACGUGUCGAUGGAGUUCAGGGAGAAGGCGGCAGGCGCUCUGUGUUGCCGUGGAGAUGCGGAGAACAAACCAUCCUCUAUGGGGAACAAUGUGUCGUACUCAUCAUCGUCAGGCCUGAGGUCAAAGGUCACCCUGCUGUCCAUAUCCAGUCAGCGUGGGACGUGUGAGGGGGGGGGCAGUGUGAGAAUGAGAGUUUAUCUGUCUGACACACUGAUGGUCACAUGACGCCCAGCCGUCACUCAAAUAUCUGUUAUCAAUAAACUGAUCUUCAUCUGACUCUUUAAACAUAUACAUACAUAUUUAUGAAAAUAUAUAUUAACACAAGAUAUGAAGGCUGAAUUGAUUCCUGAGGAACUGAUUGAUUGUUGAU
This is a messenger RNA of Thunnus maccoyii (southern bluefin tuna), 1541 nucleotides long. Its product is annotated as proteinase-activated receptor 4. Lineage: Eukaryota; Metazoa; Chordata; Actinopteri; Scombriformes; Scombridae. Gene Ontology annotation, biological process: positive regulation of Rho protein signal transduction; blood coagulation; thrombin-activated receptor signaling pathway. The coding region runs from base 185 to 1396 and encodes 403 amino acids. Gene Ontology annotation, cellular component: membrane. The record is from RefSeq and is a predicted model, not a curated record. The transcript is spliced from 2 exons. Gene Ontology annotation, molecular function: thrombin-activated receptor activity.